AUGUCCCUCAAAAACAUAACUUUCCUCUUGUUACUCACUUUCUUUCCUCCUCUUCUUCUGGGUUUACCCAACCCGGACGCGGCUACAAUUCAACCAUUUAAGCCAAACUCAUCACCACCAGCAACAAUACCUGCAUUCCCUGAACAAUCCAACCUUGCUGGUUGCCCAUUAGACCUUCCCAGUGAACUCUUCCAUGGCAUUAAAUCAGCCUGUGGCGGUGGCUCCUCUGCAACUGGGCACCUCCACAGAACCCGAUGCUGUCCUGUUCUUGCAGCCUGGCUCUACUCUGCUUACUCUGCCACUGCACUUAGCGGAGCUAACAAAGUAAUUGCAGCAACGACUACAGGUCGUUCACCAUCUUAUGACAUGCCAUUGCUUCCUGAUGAUUCAGAGACUUGUGUUGAUGGGCUCUCAAAAGGGUUGAAAGAGAAAGGCAUAGAAUUGGUUAAGCCUAAUGAGACUUGUGAUGUUGUGUAUUGUUAUUGUGGUAUUAGAUUGCACCCUUUGAGUUGCCCUGAGGCUUUUUCUUUGAACCAAAAGGGAAAGCUUGUUGGUGACAAGAGAGUUAAGAAAUUAGAAAGAAAUUGCUUGAGUAAUAGCAAUAAUGUGAAUGGAUUUCCUGGUCUUGGUGGCUGCAACAAGUGCUUAAACAGUCUUUAUUUGCUUAACAACAAGAAGACUUUAAAUUCAAGCAAACCAGAGGAUAGGACCACAAAAAUGCACAACAAAGAUUGCCAGUUGAUGGGUCUCACAUGGCUACUAGCGAAGAAUCGCACGGCUUAUAUUCACACAGUCACUGCAGUCUUACGAGCCAUGAUGAUGAGCACGGACGGCUCCGAUCCUCGGUCGUGCACUCUUAACAGCGAUGGAAUGCCUCUAGCCGUUGAUUCUUCUGAAAUCUCCAACAAUUCUUUGUCCAUCUCUCAUCAAGCUCCCAUCUAUGCAACCGUUGCUUUAAUUUGCUCCAACAUGUACAUGUGCCGUGGAUGGACUAAUGCUUUGUAUCGAGGAGACAUUUUGUGGUUCAUCUUUGGCUUGUUUGGUGGAAUUAUUUUGGGACAGCUGAAUUCUUCACGAGAAAUUUAUGGACUGGUGUCAACAUCUCACAGCAACGGGCCUUUUAUCUUCAUUGGUCUUGAUGCAUGCAGAAGAUCCAUGAUGGGGAAGUGGCUGCCAACUGGCUGGGAAUAA
This is a messenger RNA of Dovyalis caffra, 1191 nucleotides long. The record is from the annotation of a GenBank genome assembly. NCBI's taxonomy places the organism in Eukaryota, Viridiplantae, Streptophyta, Magnoliopsida, Malpighiales, Salicaceae.